Messenger RNA from Bemisia tabaci, 2606 nucleotides. Lineage: Eukaryota; Metazoa; Arthropoda; Insecta; Hemiptera; Aleyrodidae. The record is from RefSeq and is a predicted model, not a curated record.
CAUAUGAUCUCGUUAAGAUCAGAAGUUAAUUCUAAUUCUCAUGUAAUUCACAAUUCAAAAGAGCAUAUGAUCUCGGCAAGAUCAAAGGUUAACUCAACUUCUCUUGUUGUUCAUUCUUCUAAUAUUAGUUCGGCACCGCUCACAAUGAAAGUGUUGAUUAACAAAGUUCCAAUCGAAAUGGAAAUAGAUUCAGGUGCGGGAGCAAGCAUUAUGCACAGUUCAAUUUUCCGCAAAUCUUUCGCGAAUGUCGUGUUAACUCCCUCUUCAACAGUGAUAUCGUCAAUCACCGGCACAGUACAAGUGGAAGCGCCAAGCUAACAUGUUGGUCGAAUCUUCAGGUAACAAUUUCAACUUACCUUUAGUUGUUUAUGCAAGUGAACAAAAAGCAAUUCCACUCAUGGGUCGUUUGUGGUUAGAUUCAAUUUUUCCGAAUUGGAGAAAAGCGUUUGAUCUCACUAUGUUUUCUACGCCAGAGAUGGUAGCUAACAUUCAUGAAGUGAAUUCUCCGUCCGUUGACGAACUGAAAUCCUUAUUUCCUCGGACAUUCAAUACUAUUGCGGAUACAGUUAUAGAAGGUCAUUCAGCAAGACUACUUCUGAAAGAUAGUGCGAUUCCAGUUUUCAAUAAGGCUUAUACAUUGCCGUUCGGUUUAAUUGAGCCAGUAAAUACGGUACUCAAUGAAUGGGAAAAAUCUGGCAAAGUAGUGCGAAUUCGACAAGCCGAAUGGGCUUCUCCGGUCGUGGCAGUCGAAAAGAAGGACAGCGGCGGUGUGCGAGUGUGUACCGACUUUAAGAGGACCCUGAAUCCUCAGUUACGGGUUGAUCAAUAUCCUUUACCGCGUCCCGAUGAUUUGUUCGCUAACUUGGCUGGUGGAGUUAUAUUCACUAGUCUUGAUUUAAAAGAUGCUUACACGCAAUUGAAGUUGCAUCCGGACUCUCAAGAUUUGUGCGUGUUAAAUACUCAUCGUGGGUUAUACAAGCCAAGUAGGCUCAUGUAUGGAGUAGCUAGCGGCGCUCCAAUAUUCCAGUGCGUUAUGGAUCAAACUUUAUUCGGCAUUCCGGGCACUCAGUGUUUCAUCGAUAAUAUCCUAAUUCAAGGAAAAAACUUAGCGGAGUGCGUGCAUCGAACCCUUUUAGUUCUUGGACGUUUAGACAAACACAACGUGCGACUAAGUUUGCCAAAAUGUCAUUGGUUUGUCACGCAAAUCGAACAUCUCGGUUUCAUCAUUUCUAAGGAGGGGCGAUCCCCUGCUCCUUCUCUAACUUCAGCAGUCGUUAACUGCAGAGUCCCAACAAAUGGUAAAGAAGUGCGAUCCUUUCUCGGUAUGAUCGGUUUCUAUUCAGAUUUCUUACCGCAAUUCAGCACAGUGGCGCGUCCGUUAAGAGAUCUAUGCUGCAAAAAUACGGUUUUUGAGUGGUCAUCAGAAUGUGAAGCGGCUUUUCAGAAAUGCAAAGAACUGCUAGUUUCAAAUUCUCUAUUGAUUCAUUAUGAUCCAGCUUUACCGUUAGUGGUGUAUUCUGAUGCAAGUCCGGUUGGUGUGGGCGCAACUUUGAGCCACACAGUGAAGAUGGAAAACGGCAAGCCAAUUGAUCGGCCAGUGGCUUAUGCUUCUUCUACGCUUGCUCAAGCACAGCGAAAUUACGCUCAGCAUGAUCGAGAAGGUCUUUCAGUGGUGUACGCAGUCACCAAGUUUCAUCGGUUCAUCUGGGGACGUCCGUUUAAACUCUACACAGACAAUUCAGCUAUACAGCGCAUUUUUAACCCUGAUAAAGGACUACCUACACGCACGGGACAAAGAUUACAGCACUGUGCUGUACUACUUCAGGCGUACAACUUCGAAAUCGUUCAUCGUAAAAGUGAAUUCAUGGCAACGGCUGAUGCUCUCUCUCGACUUCCGGCUCCAAACCAAAUUGAAGAAGUAUUUCAUGUAGAACUUUCUCCUAAUUUACCUAUUGAUUCCUCAAUUAUUGCGUUAGCAACGCAAGAUGAUGUUGUAUUGUCUAAAGUAUUCCAUUAUACUCAUGUUGGCUGGCCAGUGAAAGACAAUUUUCGUAAUAAUCCUGUUAUUCAGAAAUAUUUCAAAGUCAGAGAUGCCAUAACCAUAGUAGAUAAAUGUCUUUUAUUUGCAUCAAGGGUUAUUAUUCCAACUAAAUUGCAGGGGCAGGUACUGAGAAUUAUUCAUGAAGGGCAUCCUGGUAUUGUUCGGUCCAAAUUGUUGGCCAGAUCGGUGGUCUGGUGGCCAACUUUAAAUACGGACAUUGAAACCCUUUGUAAUAAUUGCUCUGCCUGUACUCAGGUUAAUUUCCGCUCAACAAAAAUUCAUACACCCUGGCCAUCAGCCAAAUUCCCGAUGGAAAGAGUACACAUUGACUUCUAUGAACAAAGAAAUUUAAAAUUUUUUAUCUUAUGUGAUGCUUAUUCUGAAUGAAUGCAAAUAAAAUUUUUGUGAAAUUCCAUAAAAAGGUUCCUGCAGUUAAAGGCAUUAUUGCCAAAGUUAUCGGACCGAAUAGAUACUUAGUAUUAGUUGAAGGUGUUUUAAAGCAUGUCCAUGCCAAUCAGAUUAAUCGUGCGUCUAAAAGUGUGGUAGGCAUUAAAAAAAAACAUAA